Molecule: messenger RNA, 5094 nt
Organism: Gavialis gangeticus (Gharial)
Lineage: Eukaryota; Metazoa; Chordata; Crocodylia; Gavialidae
Gene: RUFY2
Product: RUN and FYVE domain containing 2
Exons: 18
Coding region: 143-2053 (636 amino acids)
Cellular component (GO): cytoplasm
Molecular function (GO): metal ion binding
Source: RefSeq, a predicted model, not a curated record
AGCCGGGCUGAACGGACCUGCACCGCCGCACAGGCUUUCCCCGGCCGUCCGGCUCCCGCAGCCCUUUGACAGCUCCAGCGGGCCCCGGGGCUAAGCGGGACGGGCGGCGAGGCAGGUCCUCCUGCCGCCGGGGGCGCAGUGGAUGCGGGAGCAGGAGCAGCUGCACCGCGCAGCGGAGAAGGGUAGCGCCCGACCCGCAAGGAGCAGCCGGGGCGGCGGCUGCUCGGCGGCCAUGGCUGUAAAAGAUCCCACAGCUGUAGAAAGAGCAAAUUUGCUGAACAUGGCUAAGUUGAGUAUCAAAGGACUGAUUGAAUCAGCUUUGAGCUUUGGUCGGACUCUGGAUUCUGACUAUCCGCCUUUGCAACAGUUCUUUGUUGUCAUGGAGCAUUGCCUAAAACAUGGUCUUAAAGUAAGAAAAUCCUUUCUAAGUUAUAAUAAAACUAUUUGGGGCCCUCUGGAACUUGUUGAGAAGUUGUACCCAGAAGCUGAGGAAAUAGCAGCUAGCGUCAGAGAUUUACCUGGCCUCAAAACACCAUUGGGCCGUGCCAGGGCAUGGUUACGAUUGGCUCUAAUGCAAAAAAAAAUGGCUGAUUAUCUACGCUGUCUGAUCAUUCAAAGAGAUCUCCUCAGUGAAUUUUAUGAGUACCAUGCACUAAUGAUGGAGGAAGAAGGAGCUGUUAUUGUUGGACUCUUGGUUGGUUUAAAUGUGAUAGAUGCUAAUCUGUGUGUAAAAGGAGAAGACUUGGAUUCACAAGUUGGUGUGAUUGAUUUCUCUAUGUAUUUAAAGAAUGAUGAUGAUAUUGGCAGUAAAGAAAGAAAUGUACAGAUUUCUGCAAUUUUGGACCAAAAGAAUUAUGUUGAGGAACUAAAUCGACAACUAAAUAGCACAGUCAGCAGUCUUCAUGCAAGAGUGGAUUCAUUAGAGAAGUCGAACACUAAACUUAUUGAAGAGUUAGCAAUAGCCAAAAACAAUAUUAUUAAACUUCAGGAAGAAAAUCAUCAGCUAAGAAGUGAAAAUACACUUAUUUUAAUGAAAACACAGCAUCAUCUAGAGGCAACUAAAGUGGAUGUGGAGGCAGAGCUUCAAACGUACAAACAUUCCAGGCAAGGGCUGGAUGAAAUGUACAAUGAAGCACGCAGACAACUUAGAGAAGAAUCUCAACUACGACAAGAUAUAGAGAAUGAGCUAAUGGUUCAAGUUAGUAUGAAGCAUGAGAUAGAACUUGCAAUGAAGUUGCUGGAGAAAGACAUUCAUGAGAAACAAGAUACCCUGAUAGGCCUCCGACAACAGCUAGAUGAAGUUAAAGCAAUUAACAUGGAAAUGUACCAAAAAUUGCAGGUUUCUGAAGAUGCCAUGAAAGAAAAGAAUGAAAUAAUUGGUCGAUUAGAGGAUAAGACCAAUCAAAUUACUGCAACUAUGAAACAGCUUGAACAAAGAUUGCAGCAAGCAGAGAAGGCUCAAAUGGAAGCUGAGAAUGAGGAUGAGAAAUUUAAACAAGAAUGUAAGAAUAAAUCUGAAAGCCUUCAGAAAGAAAUCUCUCAAAAGGAAAAGCAACUGAUUCAACUGGAAACAGAUUUGAAGAUAGAAAAGGAAUGGCGACAAGCAUUGGAAGAUGAUUUUCAAAAGGAAAAAAAAACACUCUCUCAUCUUAGAAUAGAGACACAGCAAAUAACUAGCCUUAAAAAAGAAUUCCUUGAACUACAGGACAAAAACCAGCAGUUGAAGAAGUUAUGUCAGGAUCAAGAAGCAGCCCUCCAAGAGCUUGCCUACAAGCUUAGCGAAGCCAAGCUUAAAAUAGAAGAUAUAAAAGAAGCCAACAAAGCAUUGCAGGGGCAAGUUUGGCUGAAAGAUAAAGAAGCUACACAUUGCAAAUUAUGUGAAACAGAAUUUUCUCUUUCUAAAAGGAAGCAUCACUGUAGAAACUGUGGUGAAAUUUUCUGUAACGCCUGCUCUGACAAUGAGCUGCCUUUGCCGUCCUCGCCAAAGCCUGUCCGAGUCUGUGAUUCCUGUCAUGCAUUACUUAUACAGAGAUGCUCUUCCAACCUUCCAUAAAAUUCCUUUACAAAAUGCUUCUGAAAUUUUGCUGCUUGACAAAUCAUGUAAAAAGAUCUAAUGUAAAGUAUUUUUGUGUGUGCUUCUGGAAUUCAGAUGAGUGGUCCAGUUUGGGGUUUUCAAAGCAUAUGAACAAUGGUGUUAAGUAGGCAUUUCUAGUUGAAGCUGAUUGGGAAAUGAGUGCCACACACCCUGAGACUUCUUUAAAGAUCCCAUAUUUAGAAUUAGAUUCUAAUACUUGACCCUAACAGGCUGCUUAGGAAGGAAAGUUUAGAUAUAGUUUUAAUGUAAAGAGUAUUUCAUAUUGAAGCUUUCCUUAAACGGCUCUGUUUAACAGUUUUAAAGGACACUAAGCAAAUGUGUGACUUUCAUACCAAAGUAUAGUCAAUAAAAUUUUAUUUUGAAUAACUAAUUCAAAUUACAUCACAAAUUAAACUGUUUUGGUAAUAUAUUUGAAAAAUCCAGUUUGAUUUUAAUUAUUAGCCUUGAGUAUUUUGCACAGUUCAUAUUUGUAGUUAGUUACUUAUUUUUAAAAAGCUGGGCUAAGUUAUGUGCCAUAUAUCUAAUAGCCAAAACUACACUUGGAUAUAUGCAAAGUCAAUGGGAAUUACAUACAUAUGUCUAGGGCAAGAAAUUAAAAAUUUAGAUGACUCAUUAGCCUCAAUUAUUUAUUUACAUGGUUCAUAUUUUUAUUUAACUUUUCAUUUUUAAAAAGCUUCUAAUAGCCAAAAGUAUAUUCAGAUACAUGCAGGGAACUCUCAGCAAAGUGCAUAGGAGUUGCACAUGUAUAUCUGGUGGCAAAACUGUAGAUUAUUCAUAAGUCUACAUUACUUCUUUGCCAUGUUGCAUUAGAGAGAAAAAUCAGGCCUGCAAACAUGCAACACUACAUUUAAUUUCUUUGUAACGCAGCUCUUCUAGUAAGUAUGUUUAAGCUACAGAUUUUAAGUACGUUUAAGGUACAGAACAGUUAAAUCAUAUUGACAAAUCAUCAUCUUAAGUUUAAUGUGUUCAUACAUGUGAACUGCAUUUUUUUGUACUUGUUUAGACACUCAUUUUUUCUUUUCUUAACGGUUACAGGCUAUCACAAAGAUUUGUUUACUUUUAAUUAUUCAGUGUAAAAUGCAAGAAUCCAGAACCUUUUGGCAGCAUUCCAUCUGUUUUCAACAUUCCAGCAUCGAAUUUACAUUAUAUGUUAAUUCAUUAACACACUAUUAUGCCUCUAAAUAACAUCCUGCUGUUCCUGUUAUCAUGAUAGUAUUGCCAACCCCAAUCAUUCAAAAAAUAUGAGUUGAACAUUAGAAAUAAUGAAACUAGCAUAAAUAACACUAUUUGUUUAAAAAAAGGCCCAGUUAGGACCUCUUUUUAGUUACCUAUUGGUUUCUGGGCUAAUAGAAUGCACUUGGGUCACAUUUUCGAGCUUUCUCUGCCAUUGUGAAGGGUAACAACUUCCUUUGUUUGAAAUAAAACUUCUACAUAAAUAACUUCAGAAGCUCGGGCUUUAAGAAAACACCAUAGAUUCUGAGAAACAUGAUAAAAUUGCAAGAGAUGGCAACAUGCCAUGCAAAAUAUGUUGAAACCAAAUGAUUUAUAUGAAGAUUCACUAGAAACAAAAAUGUCAUAAAACUGCACAUGACCUGCGUGUUAGUCUUAGCCUAAGAAUGAGUUUCAGUAGAACUAUGGAAAAAUGGAUUUUAGUUAGCAAGUCAACUUUGAAAGGGAUUACCCUUAGUUUAAAAAUACUUAAAAAAUAAUGAGCAAUUAUGAGGCUAUAACUCUUAUCUAGCUGUCCGAAAACAAUAGAUGGUCAAGAGGUAUAAUAUUAACACAGAGAAUGUCAUACUUAAUAGGUUGAUCACCUGUUUAUUAUGUGGUAGUGACAAUUAUUUAAGUAAGGUUGCAUGAGAACUUCUGUUCUAAUCCCGAUUUUCACUUUUUAAAAAAACUUUUAUAUGCUCAACUUCUGAGUUGAAAUUUUUUAGUUCAAGGUGAAUUCCUUAAUGGGAAGUUUGAGCAGAAACUGUGCCCAGUUAUUAAUUGAGAGCAUUCUAAUUGUGAGCAUAACUUUUCCAAAGUAUGAGGAAGAAAAGUGCAAGGUUUUUUUUUUUUUUAAAGCAAAAAAAGUUAAAUAUGGGGAAGCAGUAAUCUUCACUGAAGCAGUGCUCAACCUUGUUCUGGAACAAAUUGGUUUCUGUAUGACCAAAUGUAAAACUAUAUGCCUAGCUUGUUAAAUAUUAGUUUAAAGGACAAAUUGCUCAGUUGUGUUUUGAUAAUUUGGCUUCACAGUGAGCCCCUUAAAUUGCUGUGAGUUGGUAAGGAGAAAUGGGACUUGAGUAAGAGGUCCUGUACAGAUGUUCACAUGAGGCAUCUAAAGAAAGCCUCCUGUAGAUUUAUAAGCUCAGCUAUAUCUGUAUGCCUCACUUACUGCUGUGUCUUGCAAGCCCUCAUGAACCGUUGAAUUAGCCUCUUCCUUUAGGUUUUGUUGUUCACUUGGCUGUUGAAGGGUCUUAGCUUUGCCAGAAUAAAUGCUGUGCUUCUGAGGAGCUAAAGACCUUCAAUAGCCCUGAGCUUCUUGUAGCUGUGGCAAUGCAAAGGAGAGUGGCUCCUUCCCAUGUGUUCUAAGAGAUGAGUCUGUGUUGUUAUGUCUAGGCAAGCUGACCUGGACUGUGUAUGCAGAUAUAUGUGCUCACUGCUCUUGGGAGGGCAGCUUCACUGAAAAGUAGCUCUGAAAAAAAUGUUAUGCGACUAUGUAAUUGUGUGUAUAUGUUAUGGUACAGACUAGAGGAUUAGACUUCAGGUUGAAUGUGAAUCCUUAACAUUAUCAUUUUCUGAUUUUUUUUUUUUUUGACUGCUGAAACAUGGGACCUUAAUGCCUUAUAUGAAUGCCAUUGUUACAGUGCUAACACUUGCCCUUAAUUAAAAAAAAAUUAUAUCAUAACUUCCAGCUUGGUUGAGAAAAUUUAAAUCUAAAGAAGAGUUUAUACUCUGAUAGUACUGGGGACAAUAUUGUUGUGUAGGAGCUAAAUAAAAAGGUGAGAUCUGAA